UCCGACACACCCAGAGUCGCCGGAGACAUCAAACUCACCCGAAACCCGAGCGGCAGCACCCGGCGACAUGAGCAAAGCCAAGACCCCCACCACCGACCCCCCGGCCAACGGCCAGCCAGGGGCCCCGGACCCCCCGGCAGAGACCCCCCAUCACAGCGAGGACCCCGCCGCAGCCAAGGCCUUCUAUGACAGCCUGGCCCCCAAAAAGAAACCCAGACUGCCAAAGCCCCAGAACGCUGUGACCAUCGCAGUCUCCUCCAGGACCCUGUUUAACAUGUCUGAGGAUAGGAAAGUGUAUGAGGAGGAAGGGGUGGAGAAAUAUGUACAGCUACAACAGGACCAAGAAGAGGUGCCCUUACAGACAGGGCCUGCAUACCCCUUUGUGAUGGCAGUGGAAGAGGUUAACAAACAGCUUAGAGAACUGUACCCUGAUAGCGAAGAACUCUUUGAUAUUGUUCUGAUGACAAAUAAUCAUGCCCAAGUUGGCGUAAGGCUCAUAAACAGCAUCAAUCACUAUGGUUUGAAUAUUGAGCGCUUCUGCAUGACGGGAGGUAAAAGUCCAAUUGGUUACUUGAAAGCCUAUCUAACUAAUCUGUACCUAUCGGCAGACUCUGAGAAAGUUCAGGAAGCUAUUCAUGAAGGUAUUGCAGCGGCCACUAUGUUCAUGGGAAAGAAAAACCUGAUUCUCCCAGACAAGGAGCUAAGAGUGGCAUUUGAUGGGGACGCUGUACUUUUUUCCGAUGAAUCAGAAAUAAUUGUCAAAGAAAGGGGCUUGGACUCCUUUUUCGAACAUGAGAAGACAUUUGAGAAUAAACCACUGGCACAGGGACCUUUGAAAUGCUUUUUGGUAUCCUUGGGUAAGCUGCAGAAGAAGUUCUAUGCCAAAGGUGCACGUAUGACUUGCCCAAUAAGGACAUAUCUGGUAACGGCCAGGAGUGCGGCCAGUUCCGGAGCCAGAGUACUGAAAACCCUACGUAGUUGGGGUUUGGAGAUCGAUGAGGCACUGUUUCUCGCAGGUGCUCCAAAAGGUCCCAUCUUGGAAAAGAUCCGUCCUCAUCUGUUUUUUGAUGAUCAGAUGUUCCACAUUGAGGGUGCUCAAGAGCUGGGUACAAUUGCAGCUCACGUUCCUUAUGGAAUCGGCCAAAAGUACAACAAGUCGGCCUUAAAGGAGGAGGCCAAAAAGUAGAAGUACUGUGUGCUUGUCAUGGAAGUAUUCCAGCUAAGGCUUCCAUAUAGAUGCUGUACCUAAAAGUUUGUACUUCAGGCUGCCUUUCAAUUGGUGCAGGAAACAUUCUGUUGUCUUUGAACUGGUGAAUUUGGAGAUCUGUACUGUAGCUAGCAACACAGGAUAAAAAUGGCCCAAAGCAACAUUAGUGCCUUAUGUUCUAAACACAAAAAUAAAGAAACCUUUGGUUAUUUGGGUAAGAAAAUGGGGUAGGAAUACAUUAAUCAAACACGUAACAGCGUUAAAUUAACAAAAAUAAAUAAAACAAAAGGUUUUUAGUGCGAAGGGCAUAUUUUACAGAAAAAAGUCAUAAAUUUGUCCAUGCCCUCAAGGCAGUUGACCUAUGUAAACUGAAUACACUCAUGUUACUGCCAAAUGCCUUGGCUUUUAACCCAAGAUUUUUAUAUAAAACCACCCGUUGGCUUUCUAAUAAUGACAGCCAAAAACAGACUUUUUUGGUCCCCAGCAUCUGCGACAUAUAGGGUAAUUUGAAAUGAACACCCACACAAUAGAAAAGGCCCUUAUGACACCGAUUUUUACUAGUUCGCUUUUCUACUUAAACAGAACACAUUAGGCAGUUAACCCGUAACUUCAGAUCUUAUUAAAAAAAUAAAUAAAUAAA
Messenger RNA from Pelobates fuscus (common spadefoot toad), 1847 nucleotides. RefSeq names its product 5'-nucleotidase, cytosolic IB (gene NT5C1B). The record is from RefSeq and is a predicted model, not a curated record. Gene Ontology annotation, biological process: nucleotide metabolic process; adenosine metabolic process. Gene Ontology annotation, molecular function: magnesium ion binding; 5'-nucleotidase activity; nucleotide binding. Gene Ontology annotation, cellular component: cytosol; cytoplasm. NCBI's taxonomy places the organism in Eukaryota, Metazoa, Chordata, Amphibia, Anura, Pelobatidae. The transcript has 6 exons. The coding region runs from base 68 to 1186 and encodes 372 amino acids.